UCACUCUCGUUUACAGGGUCAUCAUGUAAUGAAGGACUAGGCAUGCAAAAUUAUUGGAUCCAAAACGCAGACAUCACUGCUUCGUCCAUUCGUGAUAUUUUCCAUGAUCCUGGAAAGGCUCGUCUCCAUGGAAACUCAGCUUGGAUGCCAUCAGCUCAAAAUGAAGAGCAGUUCUUGCAGAUUUACUUUAAAGGUGGAACCAAUGUUUCAGCGGUGGCCUUUCAGGGACAUCCGAACUACGAGUAUUGGGUUACGAGAUAUAAACUAUCAUUUAGCUUGGAUGGCAAGAUUUGGGAGGAAUUAUCCGAGGUAAAUUGCGCUUUCUCGUAUUUUGUAGUGGGAGCUGAGAGCUUACGCUGCGUUUUUUACCUUGUUUUAUUUAUUUUGUUCCCCAGACGAUAGAAAGUAAUUUUUGAGACCGGCUUACGUGAACUGAAAUAUAAUCAUAAAAGAAGUAGCGUUUACUAUCUUUGUUGGCCAAUUUCAGAGAAGGGCUUUGAACACCCCUUAAGAAAGUUGUGAAUCUAACGCCUAAAAUGAAAAACCUUGUGACUUUUCAUUUUACAGAACCCUUUUUCCUACAGGUUUUUACUCUGGUUAGGGAUAACAAAGAUGAAGUUAUUACUUCCCAACUCCCAGAACUGAAAAACGUGCGUUUCAUUCGGGUAUAUCCUACAGAGUGGUAUGAUGCUAUAGCGAUUAGAAUGGAGAUUUAUGGAUGUAUGAAAGGUAGGCUAUUUUCAGUUAUAUCCCAUAAAACGUCUUACCAAUUUACUCUUGUGGGUGGUUUGUUGUUAUAGCAUAUAUAAAAAAACUUUAGCAUCCUCCUUACCGAUCGCAAGAAACAUACCGUAAAAUGUGGCUUAUAAGGCCUCAAUACAAGCUAGGGGGGCCCGUGUCCAGGAGACUUUAAAUCCGAUGGUUUUGCUCACAGAUAGAUUAGCUUAUAGCUGCUGAGGGGAGCUUAUAAACGGCAGUUUAUAGUAUAAUGAAGGUGCACAUGAGGCAAUUUUUACUUAGCCGAAAUAUAAUAAAAACAAGGCGCAACGGAGGCAACGCUAACAUUACCAUCUUCUCUCAUUAUCAGUUAUGUACCGUUUUCUUUGGCAAUCCAUACAUGAAUUAUAGGUCAAAACAGCUGGAAUCUCUUUUUUGGAAAGUUUAUCUUUUCUGUCAUUUGUCUUUCUAUCCUAGAAUUUGCUAGCUGUGGAAACCGCGUUCUUACGAACCAUCAUUCACGUCAAAAGCGCAUUGUUGGCGGCAAAGUUGCGGAGCCAAAUUCUUGGCCAUGGCAAGUUGAAAUUAUAGAAAAUGGUACCAAGCAUUUCUGCGGUGGUUCCAUCAUACAUCCACAAUGGAUUCUGACAGCUGCACAUUGUGCAGACCCAUUCUAUAGUACUACAGUCAAGGAAAUAAGACUUGGAGAACACAACCGAGUAAAACUCGAAGGAUACGAAGAAAUUAUGGAAGGCAACAGAUAUUAUAUACAUCCAGGAUUUAAGAUCGACCGCCCGACGGCAGAGUCCCCAGGGGAUUAUGACGUGGCACUGUAUCAUUUAAAAAGACCCGCUACAUUUUACAGUAAAGUAAGCCCAGUCUGUCUGCCUGAUGAGGACUCAACUGUCCCUGAAGAUAUCGGUCGAAUGUGCUUUGUUACGGGCUGGGGACACAGCGUGGAAAAUGGAACUUAUUCUGAAGUUCUACAAGAGAACCAGGUACCUAUAGUAUCACGACAGGAGUGCAACAAAGAAGAAUCAUACAACGGGAAAGUUCACGAACGUUACUUGUGCGCUGGAUACCAGGAGGGUGGGAUGGACGCCUGUCAGGGAGAUAGCGGGGGGCCCUUGGUGUGUCAAGAUGGCGCAGGAAAAUGGGUCCUUGCUGGAGUGGUGACGUGGGGGGAAGGAUGUGCGAGGCCGCAUAAAUAUGGGGUCUACGCUGAUGUACGUAGAUUUCUGCCAUUUAUAGAAAGCACCAUAUACGGUAAGAAAAUUAAAAAAUAAAUGGUUAAGUAGUUUUAAACUGCAAAAAUGAUUAAAGGUUUGGGACUAUGUUCUGAGCAAUUUGUCAGAGCAACUAAUUUAGCUCAUAAGAAAACAGAACGGAAUCUUCACUCUUUUAACUCCCCAGUUUUCAAAAUUUACAUUCGAAUUAACUUCCAUAUAAAACGCAGGCGCGGAUCUAGGAUAAAUACUGACUGAUUUCCUAAACGAGCCUUCUAGAGGGUCACUUUUUUGGAUUUUAAAAGUCAUUUGACCAUUGGCCAGAGUUCAUUUUGGAAAGUGUUUUAUUUAAUUUUUGUUGAAAAUAUAUUUAUUAUGAAAAAUCUGACCGAUUUUCGUAAAACGCUGGAAGCCGGUGUGGAUCCGCGCCUGAAACGACAGAACGUUAAACACCUGCACUUUAUUAAAAAUUACCAGUCAGUGUAACUUGGGCUCGUCACGAGGCAAUGGCCCUAAAACAGUAAUAACAUGUUCUAAAUUUUCUUUACCCCACUUCAAAGACAAAUGCGCAGGUCUAGCUCACUACUAAUUUAGUUAUAAUUAUGCAAAUUCCAAAAAAGGUUACCCAAAAUGCGGAAUUCGCCCUGUUCAGUCCCAGAUCUCCCGCAUAAUUGGUGGUCGCGAGGCUCGUCCCAACUCUUGGCCGUGGCAAGUGGAUCUCUUGGUCAAUGGCACUGCUCACGGAUGUGGAGGGUCUCUGAUUGGUUCUUCCUGGGUUGUGACGUCAGGGCACUGUUUCUUCUUAUAUGACAAACCAAGUCAGUGGCAAAUCAGGGUUGGAGAACACAAUGAAUCUAAAUUCGAGGGCUAUGAAGAAAAGAUUGACAUCGAGAACAUAACAAUUCAUCCAGGAUUUCAACUCGGCAGCGAAAAUUACACGGGUGAUUACGAUAUUGCGAUCAUUAAACUCAAGAGACCAGCGGUGUUCCACAAACGAGUUCAUUCCAUUUGUCUUCCGGACAUGGAAACCAGUUUCUCAGCUGGUAAAACCUGUUUUGCCACCGGAUGGGGAAAACAACAGGAGAAUGCUUCGGCUUAUUCGGAAGUUCUUCGAGAAGUGGAAGUUAACUUGGUGUCCAAAGAAGUCUGUAACAGCAAUAUUUCCUACAGGGGUGGGAUAAACGAGAGAUAUUUUUGCGCCGGCUUUCCAGAGGGUGGUAAAGACGCGUGUUAUGGUGAUAGUGGUGGUCCCCUGGCCUGUCAGAAAGAGGACGGUAGUUUUGUUCUGACGGGAGUGGUCAGCUGGGGUACAGGUUGUGCUAGAGCCAACAAGUAUGGGGUGUACUUGGAUGUACGAUACAUGCUGCCAUUCAUUGAGAAUACUUUAUAUGGUAAGUCUCCACAAGUCAUCUGUGUUUUCUUAAAUUCUUAAUGAUGAGUUUCAUUUUCUUGGCGUUUCCUCUUUUGUGAGUGCGCCGAAAUGGAAGCAAAUAUUUACGCACGUUAGCGAUUGUUCUUUACACCAUCCUUAAACAAAAAGCAAAUUUAAGGUCAAUCAGUUUCAUCUUGAGGUAAAGCAGGUAUUACUGAAUGAAGCAAUGGUAUUUGAAUUAUUAAAACAAUACCAGUUUCAGCACUGAAAUACUCGUACCAACUCUGCGGUAUGGCCUGUACCUUACUCAUGGGGCGCAGGUCUACUGAAUACAUGAGCACAACCAUACUGAUGAUCGCAAGUGAGACCUCUCACCUGGGCCAUGCUGAUGAGUCCUUCAUGAGGACGAAACAGCUGCCUAUGGCUGCCACUGCCGGGGUGAUAUGGUCGUUCUCAUGCGCAAGGUACUGGCCAUACCGCGGAGUUGGUACGAGUGCUUCAGUGCGGAAAUUGGUAUUAUUUGGGUUAUUAUCCUACAUAAUGAAGUACAAAUUAGAAGCCAAACAGGACGUUGAUCAAAAAACCAAGUACAAGCUCACUAGUUCACCUGACUAUAAUAGAAUCUGUUCUUUAGAAAAUACUGCAAUACAAUACAAGCAUUCAAGCCAUGUUUUCAUUUCAGUGUUUUAUCUAACUAUGAGAUUAACUUUGAAAACUGUUCGCGGUUUUUGCCAGACGCAAGCUAAGACAAACCAAAAGAAAGCGCAAGAAAACAGAGAAUUCAAAUUAUGUUUUCACUGCAUUGUAUACUUUGCUCAUAUUAGGUCAUCCUUCGUGCGGAAUUCGUCCUGUUCAGUCCCAGAUCUCCCGCAUAAUUGGUGGACGCGAGGCUCGUCCCAACUCUUGGCCGUGGCAAGUGGAUCUCUUGGUCAAUGGCACUGCUCACGGAUGUGGAGGUUCUCUGAUUGGUUCAUCCUGGGUUGUGACGUCAGGGCACUGUUUCUUCUUAUAUGACAAACCAAGACAGUGGCAAAUCAGGGUUGGAGAACACAAUGAAUCCAAAUUCGAGGGCUAUGAAGAAAAGAUUGACAUCGAGAACAUAACAAUUCAUCCAGGAUUUCAACUCGGCAGCGAAAAUUACACAGGUGAUUACGACAUUGCGAUCAUUAAACUCAAGAGACCAGCGGUGUUCCACAAACGAGUUCAUUCCAUUUGUCUUCCGGAUAUGAAAACUAGUUUCUCAACUGGUAAAACCUGUUUUGCCACCGGAUGGGGAAAACAACAGGAGAAUGCUUCGGCUUAUUCGGAAGUUCUUCGAGAAGUGGAAGUUAACCUGGUGUCCAAAGAAGUCUGUAACAGCAAUAUUUCCUACAGGGGUGGGAUAAACGAGAGAUAUUUUUGCGCCGGCUUUCCAGAGGGUGGUAAAGACGCGUGUUAUGGUGAUAGUGGUGGCCCCCUGGCCUGUCAGAAAGAGGACGGUAGUUUUGUUCUGACGGGAGUGGUCAGCUGGGGUACAGGUUGUGCUAGAGCCAACAAGUAUGGGGUGUACUUGGAUGUACGAUACAUGCUGCCUUUCAUUGAGAGUGUUAUAACCGGUAAGUUUCAUGCAAAUUGCGAGAAUGCGUUUAAAAUCGUUAUUCUCCUGUUAUUUGCCUUCUUUGUAGCGUGACGCCUUUUUAAUAUUGGUUAUUAACUCUAAUUACAAAGUCUGACUAACAGUGCUAAGGACGCUUGACCUCGCAGGGCAGAUCUGCUGGUGAGGUUAUUAUCUAGAGAAGAAAUGUAACAAGGAGUGUCCACUGAGAGGCUAAGAGCACUUCAACUCACACAUCUCUUAAAAUCAGUUAUGCGGAAAUCAAUAGUAAAAGUGGACUAUUUAUAGACUACAAGAAAUAAUGGGGUCUCUACAUAAGCGUUACUUUGAUCCGGGAAAGAAGCUGUUGAAAUACUGACAAUUGCUGGCAUAUUUUGAAACUGACACAUCAGCAAGUUCUUUUAAUGAUCCUUGUCUUUCAUUGAUUUUGAGGUUUUCGUCCCGAAUGUGGUACCCGCUUUAUUCCUUCCUCAAGUUCUUUGAUGGUCAGCGGACAUGACGCUCGCCCCAACUCCUGGCCGUGGCAAGUUGAGUUAUUGUUCCUUAACACACAUGCGUGUAGUGGAACUCUUAUAGACGGACUCUGGAUUCUAACUUCUGCAGAUUGUGUGAACGCGAGAGGCAAACCUGAAAACUGGACAGCUCGAGUCGGCGAACAUGACAGAACAGUCUUGGAGGGGUAUGAAGAAAUCAUAGGGGUUAAAAAUAUCGUAGUUAGUCUUAAAAGACACAUUGCGUUGAUGAAGCUUGAACGAAUGGCUGUAUUGCACCGUCGAGUUUCCCCUAUCUGCCUUCCAAAUGAAGGAACCGAGUUUGCAAAUGGCUCUUUAUGCUAUGUGAUUGGGUGGAGAUCUUUUGACAAACAAGGAAAUACCUCCAAUAUAUUGAAAGAGGCUCAAGUCAAAUUAGACUCAACAAAGCUCUGCAACUCAUCAUUUAAUGGGACAAUUAGUAAGUACGAACGCUGCGCCAGCUCCGUCAGGAAUGAGGACCAAAUUUGUAACGUCGAUGGCGGAGCGCCGUUAGUUUGUCCAAGGAAUGAUGGGAAGUUUGUCCUUGCUGGAGUAGCAAAUUCCGGGGACUGGUGCUCGAAUGCAGGCCAACAUGGCGUCUUUACUGACGUUAAAUCGAUGCUUUCGUUUAUUCAUAAUACUGUUACAGUAGCAGCGGAUAUUAUGAGUGCUUAG
Messenger RNA from Porites lobata, 6096 nucleotides. The record is from the annotation of a GenBank genome assembly. Lineage: Eukaryota; Metazoa; Cnidaria; Anthozoa; Scleractinia; Poritidae.